AUAGGAUUACUAAAAAGAUGAAGAUAAUAAAAAAAAACAGUCCAUUCUCCUCCCCACAAAACCAUUGUACAACAAUCAUCUUAAUACCAUCUUCCUAAGCUCACGAGAGAGAUUCUGGUGUGACAACUUGGCAAUGUCGAGUAAGCUUAUCCAGCCACCAACAUCAAUAACAGCCUCAAGACGAGCAAUCUCAACAAGAACACCAAACUCAAAGGUGCUAGUUUCUUUCACCAAUCACAAUGGCAAAACGCUGAGUUUUAGUGACAACCCAAAUCGUCACAGACCCAUGUUCAUCGGAAAAGUCACAGAACAGAGCAGCUCUUGUUCCUCCACUAAUGAACAAGAAGAAGAAGAAAUAAGAACAGUUUCUCAGAUAAAAGAAGAGCUAUACGAAGCACUUAAAGGGAUAAACAGAGGUAUAUUCGGAGUUAAAUCGGAUAAAAAAGCAGAGGUCGAAGGGUUGGUGAAGCUUCUUGAAUGUAGGAAUCCGACGCCGGAGCCGACAGGAGAGUUAGACAAGAUCGGAGGUUGUUGGAGACUCAUUUACAGUACAAUCACUGUGUUGGGUUCUAAAAGAACCAAAUUGGGUCUUCGUGAUUUCGUCUCUCUCGGUGAUCUUCUUCAACAGAUCGACAUUGCUCAGGGCAAAACGGUCCAUGUGUUGAAAUUUGAUGUCCGGGGAUUGAAUCUACUCGACGGCGAGUUUAGAAUCGUCGCUUCUUUCAAGAUCUCAUCCAAAACGAGUGUUGAGAUAACUUAUGAAAGCUCAACGAUCAAGCCGGACCAGUUGAUGAACAUUUUUAGGAAGAACAUGGAUCUUCUUUUGGGAAUCUUCAACCCUGAGGGACUGUUCGAAAUUUCAUAUUUAGAUGGAGAUUUACAAGUAGGGAGAGAUGGGAAAGGAAAUGUAUUUGUUUUGGAGAGAACAGAGUAAACUUUUGAAUAUGUUUUUCAACCUCUCGUUUCCAUAAGAAGAAGUUGCUUGUUCCUCAAGAAAAUUUUCAACCUUUUCUUUGAUUUGGUUAAAUCUUUUGUUCUCGAUACCCAUCAGUAUUUCUUUGCUUUGGCUUUUUUUUUUUUUUUUCUUGGUGGGAUUUUGUUUUUAACACACAAAUCUAGAUUAGUUCUUUUCUUUUUUUUGUUUUGUCUUGGGCAUAUUUGUAACAGUUUAUUCAUUAUUGGCAUCAUUGAUUGUUCAGUAA
Molecule: messenger RNA, 1202 nt
Organism: Camelina sativa (false flax)
Lineage: Eukaryota; Viridiplantae; Streptophyta; Magnoliopsida; Brassicales; Brassicaceae
Product: fibrillin-5, chloroplastic
Source: RefSeq, a predicted model, not a curated record